AUGUCCCCAAGCAAAGUAUUCAAUGACAUACCGGUGAACUACCCAGAUGUUCAGCCAUCCGGCCCUCCAAAACCAUUUUCUGAUCAACAACAAAAGGCAAAUGCGAUCGUUUUCAAAACCACGCCCACGGAUAAAUGUUGGAUCGGCGUCUUCCCAGACGCGAAAGUCCAUUCGAAUGAGCAAGUUACUUGGUCUAAUGGUCUGGCAAGAGGUGACUCGAAGAGAAGAAGCGAUUGA
Botrytis deweyae is the source of this 237-nucleotide messenger RNA. RefSeq lists its product as uncharacterized. Lineage: Eukaryota; Fungi; Ascomycota; Leotiomycetes; Helotiales; Sclerotiniaceae. The record is from RefSeq and is a predicted model, not a curated record. Bases 1 to 237 code for a protein of 78 amino acids. The transcript has 2 exons.